UGUGUUGGCAACUAUUUGGAAAUGUGAUGUAUUAUGUGACCUAUAUAUAACAUCAUUUGUCGUUUAUUGACCAAAAACCAAAACGACAAGUGUUCACUUUGUACGUCGCUUUCAGUCUAAUAAUCUAUCGGUUAACUUAGCUGUUCAUGUACUGAUUAUCUUCUUUAAUUAAUCACAUACAAUUAAGCAUAAGAAUCAUGUGGCUUCUUCUUAUCCUCUAAAUGUAAUGUCAGCACAUGUGGAUUAAUAAUAAUAAUCCCAUGAAAGUCAAAUAAACCAUUAAAACUAAUUCUAGAAAGAAGAAGAAGAAGACAACCAAAACAAUUAGGAAACCUAUGAACCAAACAUACACUUCAUCGUUUAAUUUUGUAAACCGGUUCAAAGUCGGUCGUGUAAGAGUCUAUAAGCCAUAAAUGACUUCUCCGGUUUUACGUCAACACUGUAUAAUGACAUUUAAGGUCUUCUCCGGUUUAGCUCAGCUUUGACCAAAACCCCCUCCGUGACGUCAUCAACGCUGACAGUUUCAAUCGUUCUCUUCUGCUCGGAUUUCUCACUUUCAGAGAAAUUUCAGACACAACAGACAUAUAAAACCAAAACAACCCCUGUCUCGCCUUUCUAUGUGAAUAAAUGGAAAAGGCAUCCGACAACAACAACAACUCCAAGAAACUCUCGAAGAUGUUUCAAAAAGCGUUAUCAAUUGGUCACAGUGCGGCGCCGCCGUUUAAUCCGGUUAGAGAUUUCCGUCACCACCGUACGAUUUCUACGGCGAGCAGAGGAUACUUCUUCUCCAGUCCGAUGACACCGUUGCUUCCAACGUCGGCUAGAGCUAGGAGAAGAACUAAGAGCAACGGCGUCGUCGUCGCCGAACCCACUUCGCCUAAAGUCUCUUGCAUCGGUCAGAUCAAACUCGCGAAGUCGAAAUGUCCGGAGAUGAAAAAAAGAGCACCUAAAAAUCUCGAAACGUCGUCGUCUUCUCUUGUUAAAGAGGAAGGCAAAGGAAACUGGUCGAUACUAAAACGUCUCUUUUCAACGGGGAGGAAUCCUUUGAAAAAAUCCAGCUCCACGGCCUCUGCCGCCGUCAUCGAACAUCCCGUCGUGGCGGUGGAAGCGGUUGCGGGGCCAACAUUGGGUAAUAUGAAGAAGUUCGCGACCAGCAGGGAAUCUCUUGGUGGGUUCGAUUGGCGGGUCGAGAUGAAACGUCAAGAAGAGGAAUCUCGACCGGAUCAUUACACUCCCGACGACGAAGAGACGACGAUUCCAUUCUCUGUAAGUAUGCCUCUGACUCAGCGGGAGGGUUUGAGUUUGUAUCCAAGACAGAAGAGUGAAGUUAAUUUGUGGGAGAGGAGAACCGUGGAUCGACCAAAACCACUUCAAGUUAAAGCUACUUAUUAAUUUGUCUUCGUUACUUUUCUAUGUAUACUUGUUUUUUUUUUUGGUCUCUGAACUUGGUUUCUAGUUUUCUACGUAUUAGGUCUGAAUUUUUGUGGAUAUAUUCAACAAACAAAAUAAUUAUACU
Molecule: messenger RNA, 1516 nt
Organism: Brassica napus (rape)
Lineage: Eukaryota; Viridiplantae; Streptophyta; Magnoliopsida; Brassicales; Brassicaceae
Exons: 1
Coding region: 628-1392 (254 amino acids)
Source: RefSeq, a predicted model, not a curated record